Octodon degus (degu) is the source of this 2732-nucleotide messenger RNA. It is a transcript of the gene Znf668, whose product is annotated as zinc finger protein 668. The record is from RefSeq and is a predicted model, not a curated record. Gene Ontology annotation, cellular component: nucleus. NCBI's taxonomy places the organism in Eukaryota, Metazoa, Chordata, Mammalia, Rodentia, Octodontidae. Bases 506 to 2344 code for a protein of 612 amino acids. The transcript is spliced from 5 exons.
GCCUCCCGCGGGGUCCUAGCGCCGGCCCUUUACUUGCAGGGUCCGGGGUCUGUGUGAGAGCGGCUAAUCCCGGCGCCGCGGAGUCUGUCCAGAUCGACUCAGAUGAGAACACUAAGGUCCUGAGGUAUACAAUAAAUUGCACAAGGUCACAUCGGCUGGGAAGUGAUGGAGGCAAGAUUUGAACCUGGGAAGUUUGGCUUCAAGACUGUGCACUUAACCACAGUGCUGUACUGUUGCUCUGGGCCUCAGUUCUUUUAUCUGUGAAAAGAACUUUUCUCAUCAUGUUGACAUGAAGUGUGAUGGCUUAGAAACCCCCAACCACCAAGGUGUACAGAGAAGACAGGCCUGAAGCAACUGUUGAUUUCACUGAGCCCUCACAGUGAGUCAUCCACAGGCCGGCAGUGCGGCCUCCUUGCCUCUGGGCACACCUGGCUCCUCUCCCCACUGCCGGCGGCUCCCCCAGCUGCAGCUGCUGCUGUCCCUAGAAGCCCCACCCACCGAGGCCAUGGAGGUGGAGGCCACGGAGGCUGGGUCCCCAACCCCCGGGUACAAGCGCUGUGGCCGUCGCUAUAAGUGCCUGUCCUGCACCAAGACAUUUCCAAAUGCUCCCAGGGCUGCGCGCCACGCGGCCACGCAUGUGCCUGCAGACUGUACAGAGGAGGUGGCUGAAGCAAAGCCAAAGCAGGACACUGAAGCCACAGGGGAAGAAGCCAGUGAGGGUAAAGGGUCAGGCUCAGCGGUGAAGCCUCGGCCCUAUGCGUGCCCGCUGUGCCCUAAGGCCUACAAGACAGCACCCGAGCUCCGCAGCCACGGGCGCAGCCACACAGGCGAGAAGCCCUUCCCGUGUCCCGAGUGUGGCCGCCGCUUCAUGCAGCCCGUGUGUCUGCGCGUGCACUUGGCCUCGCACGCGGGUGAGCUGCCCUUCCGGUGCGCGCACUGCCCCAAGGCCUAUGGCGCGCUGUCCAAGCUGAAGAUCCACCAGCGCGGCCACACGGGCGAGCGGCCCUAUGCCUGCACCGACUGCGGUAAGAGCUUCGCGGACCCCUCGGUGUUUCGCAAGCACCGGCGCACGCAUGCGGGCCUGCGGCCCUACGGCUGUGAGCGCUGUGGCAAGGCGUAUGCGGAGCUCAAGGACCUGCGGAACCAUGAGCGGUCCCACACUGGGGAGCGCCCCUUCCUCUGCUCCGAUUGCGGAAAGAGCUUCUCCCGCUCCUCCUCCCUCACCUGCCACCAGCGCAUCCACGCGGCCCAGAAGCCCUACCGCUGCCCGGCCUGUGGCAAGGGCUUCACACAGCUCAGCUCCUACCAGAGCCACGAGCGCACGCACUCCGGGGAGAAGCCCUUCCUUUGCCCGCGCUGCGGCCGCAUGUUCUCUGACCCUUCCAGCUUCCGGCGCCACCAGCGCGCGCACGAGGGCGUGAAGCCCUACCGCUGUGACAAGUGCGGCAAGGACUUCCGGCAGCCAGCAGACCUGGCCAUGCACCGGCGCGUUCACACAGGCGACCGGCCCUUCAAGUGCCUGCAGUGCGACAAGACGUUCGUGGCCUCCUGGGACCUCAAGCGGCACGCCCUGGUGCACUCAGGCCAGCGGCCCUUCCGCUGCGAGGAGUGUGGGCGCGCCUUCGCCGAGCGCGCCAGCCUGACCAAGCACAGCCGCGUGCACUCAGGCGAGCGCCCGUUCCACUGCGGCGCCUGCGGGAAGUCUUUCGUGGUGUCGUCCAGCCUCCGGAAGCACGAGCGGACGCACCGGAGCAGUGAGGCUGCCCCGCCAGAGCUGGUGGUCGGGCUGGCCCUGCCCGUCGGUGUGACAGGUGAGGGCCAGGCCGCCCCAGGUACAGCCACAGGCCUCGGGGACCCUCCAGCAGGGCUGCUGGGGCUGUCCCCUGACUCCAGCGCCGUGAUGGCCACACAGUGGCAGGUGGUGGGGAUGACGGUGGAGCACGUGGAGUGCCAGGGGCCAGCCGUCGGGGAGUCUCCAGGUCCCUUGGACCUGGCCGGGGUUGAGGAGACCGAUGAGAAGCCACCACAGUUUACUUGUCGCGAGUGUAAAGAGACCUUCCCCACACAGACCUUGCUGCGGCGGCACGAGCGCACGCACCCUGAGCUCCGGCCCUUCCCCUGUACGCAGUGUGGCAAGAGUUUCUCAGAUAGGGCUGGGCUGCGCAAACACAGCCGCACGCACAGCUCCGUGCGCCCCCACGCCUGUCCCCACUGCCCCAAGGCUUUCUUAAGUGCCAGCGACCUGCGCAAGCAUGAGCGCACGCACCCUGUGCCGGUAGGCACCCCCAUCCCUCUGGAGCCGCUUGUGGCUUUGCUAGGAAUGCCUGAGGAGGGACCAGCCUGAGCCCUGGCCCCCUGGCCACACUCCCUCCUGGAGUGCCCUGCCCCCACCCCCCAAAGUCUAGAUUCUAGAUCCCUGCCCUGAGCAACUGGCUCACCUGCCAAACUAAGGGUGGUGGGGACAGCAGAAGCUGGCAGCAGCUGAGAGAGACCGGGUUCUCCCAUGCUCAUUAAAGCGUUCACUUUGACACCAGACUAUAUUCUGUGUUCUGGCUGGGGGUGAGUGGGUGGAAGCUGGGGGUCAGAGAGGCUCAGUGAAGACCCCCAGGUCGCAGGGUCUUUAGGUGUGUUGUUUCCCAGAGUUUUGGGGUAUCAUUUGACAAAGGAAUCCAUGGCCAGGUUAGGUACAGAGAAUUCUCUAGCCUCUUGGAAAUUUUUGUUAAAAGCAUCAA